ACAGGGCAUCACCUUCCUCAUAGGGAGGAAUUUCUUCCCAAUAUCCCAUCUAACCCUGCCCUUGUAAUCUUACAUCAGAUCCCACAGUUUGGGUUUUUUUGAAUCAUUGGUGCCAUAUUUCCAGCUCCUGUGCUGCAUUGGAUUAAAAAAUUGGGCAGGUGAGACUGAACCAGUUCAGACUGUGAAUUUACACCUUGCUUUGCAGGCAGUCCCUGACAGUGCUUAAGGAAUUGUGCCCAGAUUUCCCCUGCAGCCAAAGGCUACGUUCAGCCAUAACUGUCUGUCCUUCAGUCACAGAGCCUGUGUGUGAACAUGGGGAAAUCAGUGUUGGCUGCUGUUUUUACCUGGAAAUACAGAUUCCAAAAUGCUCUCAUUUUACAGAAAAGCUUUGCUGGCUCUGCUGUGGUGGCAGUGCCAAUUAAGCUGGGAGAACAGAAAGCACAGGAGUCUCACAGACUCUCUCAGUCUCACAGAAGUGAGCUCUAAGAAGUGUCAUGAAUAAAGGUGGCAGAGCAUAUCACAAAAUCUGCUGUACCACCUAGAAAGGGAAGAGGACUGAGCUGUCCAUGUUAAUAUAAUUCAUCUUUGAGCUUGCUUGUGAUCCCUGGAGCUGCCUGGAGCAGUGCCCAGUGCUGGCACCCUGAGUUUGGGUGCCAUCAAAGGGUAUUUGGUCAGUGCCUGGUGGAGAAUACAAACAGCUCUUCACCUGCCACCUGCAUCACAGCUACCUCCCUUAGUGAUGGAGUCAGUCUUGGAGUUUUAGAUGAGAUCCUUUCAUUCCUGUCACCAUAAAGGAGUGCAGCUUUGUUAUUUUAUCUCCCCCAUGGUUUCAGACCGAUGAUGAAGGAGAAGCUGCAGCAGGGGAUCACGGUGGUGGUUGACAGAUACGCCUUCUCUGGAGUGGCCUUCACAAGUGCCAAAGGGAACUUUGGCCUGGACUGGUGCAAACAGCCUGAUGUUGGACUCCCAAAGCCAGACCUGAUCCUGUUCCUCCAGUUAAACCCAGAAGCAGCAGCAGAACGAGGCAACUUUGGACAGGAACGUUAUGAGACCAGCUCCUUCCAAGAGAAAGUUCUUCAGUCCUUCUAUUGCCUCAUGGAGGACAAGUCCCUAAACUGGAAGACAGUGGAUGCUUCAAAGAGCAUUGAAGACUUGCACAGAGAAAUCAAGUCCAUUGCAAAGGAAACUAUGCUGGAUGUUCAGAAUAAACCCUUGGGAGAACUCUGGAAAUGAAACUUCAUACAGGUCAAAAAGAGUAAGGUCAAAAUGCAACGGUCACUUCUUGGAUCUUCUGCACUUGGAUGACUGACACCCCAGCAGCUACAGCUUAGAUCCUGUGUAUUCUUUUGGGUCCAACAUGCUGCUGAUGUCCUUAUUAUCUGUUCCUCCCUUCCAGCCUGCAGAGUCCCUUCUGCAUUUUUUAAAUGAGUAUGCCAUGAGUGUGUAUCAAAUUCCUUGUCAAAACCUCCCUCUCCCAAGCUCCUGUUCCAGCUCCACUCCUGGAGUGCAGGGCCAUCCCUGGACACGACAGUUCCCAUUUUUAGGGAAUUGCCACGUUUCUGAUCAUUCAUCCUCUCUAGAAAGUGCAUCCCCCCCAUGCUAAAACCAGUUUGUAGAGGAUUUGCUAAUAAAUUACUCUUUUAAGCA
Messenger RNA from Pyrgilauda ruficollis (rufous-necked snowfinch), 1647 nucleotides. RefSeq names its product deoxythymidylate kinase (gene DTYMK). The transcript is spliced from 3 exons. Gene Ontology annotation, biological process: dTDP biosynthetic process; dTTP biosynthetic process; dUDP biosynthetic process. The record is from RefSeq and is a predicted model, not a curated record. Gene Ontology annotation, cellular component: cytosol; nucleus; mitochondrion. Bases 838 to 1233 code for a protein of 131 amino acids. Gene Ontology annotation, molecular function: dTMP kinase activity; ATP binding. Lineage: Eukaryota; Metazoa; Chordata; Aves; Passeriformes; Passeridae.